AUGGCAGAGACCGAGAAAAAGAAAAAGAAGAAGGCGGGGGAAGAGCUGUACAUAAAGCCGGAAGAGACUCAGAAGCCGAUUGACACGUCUAAGUGGCCGCUGCUGCUCAAGAACUACUCGAAGCUGCUGGUCAGGACGGGUCACUACACUCCCUUGCCCUUCGGAUGCUCACCGAUGACACGGCCGCUAGACGCUUACCUGCUCUACGGCAUUCUCAACUUGGACAAGCCUGUGAACCCUUCUAGCCAUGAGGUGGUCUCCUGGAUUAAGCGGAUUAUGAACUGCGAGAAGACCGGACACUCGGGCACUUUGGAUCCCAAGGUUUCCGGAUGCCUUCUCGUGUGCUUAAACCGAGCAACGCGCCUCGUGAAAGCCCAGCAGUCAGCGGGCAAAGAGUACAUUGCUGUAGUUCGAUUCCAUUCUGACGUUGGCAGUGCGUCGAAGGUCCAGAAGGCCUUGGACGAACUGACCGGAGCAUGUUUUCAGAGGCCUCCGGUAAUUUCGGCGGUGAAAAGGCAGCUGCGCGUUCGUACCAUCUACGAGGCAAAGCUGCUUGAGUACAAUGCGAAAAGACAGAUGGCAGUUGUUUGGGCCUCCUGCGAGGCCGGAACCUACAUUAGAACUCUUUGCGUUCAUCUCGGCUUCAUGUUGGGUGUUGGCGCCCACAUGCAGGAGCUGCGGCGAAAUAGGUCUGGCGUCCUGGACGAACAUAAAUACAUGUCCACGAUGCAUGACGUCCUAGACGCGCAGUACAUGUACAACAACAUGAGAGACGAAAAGUACUUGCGUCGAAUCGUUAUGCCCUUGGAGCUCAUUCUCACAAACUACCCGCGAAUCGUCGUCAAGGACAGCGCCGUCAACGCCAUUUGUUACGGGGCGCAGCUCAUGAUCCCAGGGGUGCUGCGGUUCGAGCAAGAGAUUGAGGUCGGCUCGGAAAUAGUCAUGAUGACAACGAAGGGAGAGGCCAUCGCGACUGGGAUUGCCCAGAUGACUACGGCAGUCAUCGCUUCCGUGGACCAUGGUGUUGUAGCGGUGAUAAAGCGCGUCAUCAUGGAGCGGGACACAUACAACAUGCGAUGGGGCUAUGGCCCUCGUUCAAGUGAUAAGAAGAAGCUCAUCCUGGCGGGAAAGCUGACAGAAAAGGGCAAGCCUAACGAGAACACACCGAAGGCAUGGCUCUUGGGCCAAGGAAGGUGGAGCUACCUUCCGAAGCUCACAAGCGAAGAAGCUCAGGCGGAGAUGGACGAAGCGCUAAAAGCCGCAGCCAAAGCUGGCAAGAAAAAGCGCGCAGCAGAGGCCGGUGAUGUGCGGCCAUUCAGGUCCGAGAGCAGUCCAGUUUUCAUGAUGCAACGCGAAGAAUGUUUGGACAUGGACGGCGGUACUGCUGCAGCGGAUGCGACGGCUGCGAAACUUCAUAGUUGUUCAGCUGACGCGGCUGUGCGAAGAGAUGACCAUCUGCGAUCGUUUAUUCAGGAAGAGUUUGGCAAGCAGGCUGAUCUGCUUCAGGAAUUGUCUUCUCAAAUCAGGUCUGCAGUGGUUCUAGGUGUGGCACAGCGUGGACAUGCGCGGGAGUUUUCCUUUGCGCAUCGCCCAUCUCCCUCGGCUAAGAAAGCCCCCAAAGCUGCUGGCGACGAUCCGCGUCUUGAUGAUUCUGACACACAUGCCAAGACUAGCGCUGAAGGCAAGAGGGAGCACCACAAGGAUCACAACAAGUUCUACGAGCCAGGCGACCCAUUCUGGGACAACGAGUUGCAGACGAGACUGAAUGAGCAUCAGAGAAAGGCCUUCGCGAAAGCCAAGUCUGCCACGAUGAACUCCUCGGGCCACCACGAGUCUAAACCACAACCAGGAUUCUUGAGUGGUAUUGCGCACACCAUUGUCUCUUCUAGCAUCUUCCAGGCGGGCAUCAUGCUUCUCAUCCUGAUCAACCUCGUACUGCUGGGAGUUGAGGUCGAUGUAGCUUCCACCUUGCCACCUGGUGAAGAGCCCCCGUGGUUUCAAACGGUGAACGUGAUUAUCGUUCUAAUUUUCGUCGCCGAGAUUGUCUUGAAGUUCGUCGCACACGGAUGCAGAGACUUCUUCUGCGGUCCGGAUAGGUGGUGGAAUAAUUUCGAUUUGGCAAUUAUUGCUGCGUCCGUCUUCGAGACUGCAAUGGAGCUCAUUGCAUCUGCAAUAUCUGUGGGCAGCGUGGAUUCAAGCCAUUUGCGAAUAAUGCGCUUCGUGCGCCUGGGUCGAGCUCUUCGUGGAGUCCGUGUCAUGCGACUGCUUCGCUUCAUUUCCGCUCUUCGGUCGAUCGUUUUUGCGAUUCUGAGCACCUUGUGGUCGCUGGUUUGGACCCUGGUUCUGCUGAUUCUGCUGUUCUACUGCUUCGGUGUCAUCCUUGCCCAGCUCGUGUCUGACCACUGUCGAUACCAGGAUCCGUCAGAGGAGUGCUCACCAGUGCUACGAAGGUUCUGGUCCAGCGUCCCGGAGAGCAUGCUCACAUUAUUCAUGUCCAUAACUGGUGGCCUGAGCUGGGUUGAAGCGUUGGAGCCGCUGCGAGAUGCCACUCCGAUUGCGGCGGCCUUCAUGCUCUUAUACAUAUUUAUAACGAUUUUCGCCAUUCUCAAUGUGGUGACUGGAGUUUUCUGCAACAAUGCCAUCGAGAGCGCAAAGGCUGAUAAGGAGAUCGCCAUCAUGAAGCAAAUGAGCUGGCAUCAAAGCCAGCUGCGCACUCUGAAAGGAGUGUUCCGAGAGAUCGACGCAGACACCUCGAACAUGAUCACCUUUCUCGAGCUGGAGGAGGCGCUAUCGCAAAAAAAGCUUUCGAGCUUUAUGGAAUCGAUGGACAUCUCCACACAGGACAUCUGGACACUUUUCAUGGUGUUGGAUGCGGACGAAAGCGGUGAAAUUUCGCUUGAGGAGUUUGUGGAAGGCUGCAUGCAGCUGCAAGGUCCAGCGCAAAGCGUGCAGCUUGCGAGAAUGAGAUACGAAACCAAGAUCACUCGACAGGAAAUCAAGAGAGUGUUCGACGAAAUCCAAGAGUUGGGAACCAUGCUGCAGGGUUGCUGA
Messenger RNA from Symbiodinium necroappetens, 3051 nucleotides. Lineage: Eukaryota; Dinophyceae; Suessiales; Symbiodiniaceae. The record is from the annotation of a GenBank genome assembly.